Molecule: messenger RNA, 1767 nt
Organism: Phytomonas sp. Hart1
Lineage: Eukaryota; Euglenozoa; Kinetoplastea; Trypanosomatida; Trypanosomatidae
Source: the annotation of a GenBank genome assembly
AUGCCCACUUCAUACACGUCCUUUCGUCAAGUUACGCCUCUCAAGGAAUUUUUACAACGCUACGAUCACCUAACAGCGGGGCAAAAGAUGGAUGACGUUUGCGAAAGAAUCGGCGGUCGCGUUGUGAGCCUGCGGUAUAUGGGUCGUAUACUAUUCCUGACCAUCCACGGCGACAACCACUCUCUGCAGGUGGUGCGUCAGGUAGACCACGACUUUCAUAAGGACGACCUUAAAAAGUUAAAAACCACCCUCCGAACCGGAGAUAUCAUCGGCGCCGUCGGGGUUCCCGCUCGUACCGAAAAAGGGGAGCUGUCCCUGUACGCCAAAGAACUUGUUAUCCUGGCCCCUUACGUGUGCACCGACCAGUCCAUCUGUCCCAACCUCAAAGGAUUCCUCCCCAUCGUCGACGGCGACCUGAAGUACCGUUACCGCUUUCUCGACAUGCUCACGAGCCCGACCCUGCCGCGGAACUUGCGCCAGCGUCAUGCCGCCCUCAGGGCCCUGCGGGGCUACCUGGACGAACUCGGCUUCGUGGAGGUGGAGACACCCGUCCUGCACGAGGUGCCCUCCGGCGCCAACGCCCGACCCUUCCUCACCCACCACCAUGACACUAACCACAGCCUGUGCCUCCGCGUCGCGCCGGAGCUCCACCUCAAGCAGUGCGUCGUGGGGGGGAUGGAGCGGGUGUACGAGAUCGGCCGUGUCUUCCGCAACGAGGACGCCGAUCGCCGUCACAACCCCGAGUUCACCAGCUGCGAGAUCUACGCGGCCUACCACACCUAUGAGGACCUCAUGGGGAUGACGGAGGCCAUCCUGCGACACCUGGCACAGCGGGUGAACGGGGCCACCACCCUGAACUUGCCCUCAGGGGAGGGGGGUCGACAGCGGGUCCAGGUGGAGCUAAUGCGGCCGUUUCAUCGGGUAAGCGCCUACGACGAGAUCCAGCGUGUGGUGGGGGUGGAGCUGCCACCGCCUUUGGAGCUCAACACACCAAGAGGCCUCGCCUAUAUGGCAGCGAUUAUGCUUCGACAUGACAUUCCCCUUCCGCCUGUAAGAACAGCGGCGCAGAUGUUCAAUAAACUUAUCGACUUCUUUAUAGUUAAACGAGUUGUGGAGCCGACCUUUGUGAUCGAUCACCCUUUGUUUAUGAGCCCCAUGGCGAAGGAACACGACUCGCGUCCGGGGCUGUCAGAGCGGUUCGAGUUGUUUAUCAACGGUAUGGAGAUCUGCAAUGCGUACAGUGAGCUGAACAACCCGCACGAACAGUAUUACCGCUUUCAGCAGCAACUUUUAGACAGACAACAAGGUGAUGACGAGACAAUGGUGUUAGAUGCUGUAUUCCUCAAAGCCCUACAGGUAGGUCUUCCGCCAACAGCAGGCUGGGGCAUGGGCAUCGACCGCAUGAUGAUGCUCCUUAACGGCUCCUCCAGUAUUCGAGAUGAAGUUAUUUUUCCGCUUCUGAGAAAAGAUGUCGAUUCACGAGACGCCAAGCAGCGACGUAAAACGGCAUCUUAUUUCGGCUUUAACUCACAUCUGACGCUUUUCUGCUUAAGUGCGCUUGAAGAUGAAAUGAUAAAGUGCAGUGUGCCGCGGGAUUUUUCGGAUAAAAUCAGGCAGCUGCGUAAGUGCAUUCACACCAUGAGGGAGGUUGCACAGCACGACACAGUGGAUUCCGUUGGAGCGAUGACUCAAUUUUCGAUGAGUGGUUGGCGUUAUGAAGCAGCCAUGAAGAUAUUAGAAAUUGUAUGUGGCCAUAAUAAUUGGUGA